GCAAAGGUUAGAGUCAAUAGGUUUUGAGCUUCUCAGUGUUUGAUUUAUUUCGAACAUGCAACUUGUAAUACACGAUUAGAUGUAAGAUGUAGUACAUCCGUCAUGACGGCCAGGGGGUGCACAUAGGACGUCCAUACGGCGGCCAUCAGGUGUGUUUUGUUCUUAUGGAAAAUCAAUGAAGACUGUUUACGGCUUGAUAUGAAGCGAAGGGUACCUACCAAGGGUGAAAUGAAGUUUCAACAUGAGAUUUCAGCUAAGGCAAAGGGAAAAAACAGAGAAAAAAGAAGCAGAUCGUUUUACAACCAAUCAGAGACUGUUGCUGAGCCAGAACAACUCCUGAAAGAAGCAGCUGAUCACAGCCAGACUAAUGUCGAAAAGAAUGAAUUUUUUGUUGGUGAAAGCUCAACUACUCAAGAGAGGAAGAUAGGUAUUGAUACAAUUGCCCUUGAUAAUAGAGAUAAAGAAUCUUGUUUAAAGGAGAAGGGAGCAGAUAAAAUGACUGAUUGCCAACUUUUGGGGAAAGAAAUUCUUUCAGAACUUCAUGCAAAGGGUGUUAGUUUAGAAAAUCUUGGCCAAAAUGAUUUAGAAACAUUUUUAAAAGAUAUUGGAAAAAGAAAAAAUCUUGAUCCAGAUACUGUAGGUAAAAUUUUCCAAGAGUAUCUUGAAAAUGAGAAGCAAAAAAUUGUUGGUUUAAUGAUGCAUCUGAUGCGUAACAAAGUUCCUCAGUCACUUUUGUUAGACAAGGAGCAGUUGGAGACACAGCCUUCUUACUCAGACUCUAAACAAACUGAAAUUGGCAAUGAGCAAGAAAUGAUAAGUCUUUUGACAUAAAGGAGCAAGUUUACGAAGAACCAACUAUCUAUGUAGACAGUGAUGAUUGUGAAGAUGGUAAACUGGACAUUGUUAUGCCAAGAACUCCAGCAGUUGAACUAUCUGAGUACAAUUGGUCAGCAGAAAAUGCAAGAAGCGAAGAAACUGUAAUAGAAGGUACUCUUCAACAACCUCCAAAAUCGAGUAUAAAUCUUUUCAAACAGGAUAGCGAUGGUGAUACGAUUCUGCACUUAGCAACUGUACAACAGCAUUCUUCUGUUGACAAGCUCAUUGAUAUGAUGAAGAAUGAAUCUUUAGAUGUACAAAACAAAAGAGGCCAGACAGCCCUUCAUCUCGCUGUCGUACUCAAACAAGAAGACAAUAUUAGAAGACUGAUAUACGCUGGUGCCUCCAUAGCUGUAGUCGAUUGUCACGGUGAUACUCCUCUUCACAUAGCGUGUCGCACUGGCAAGCAAACGUUAGUGUCGUUGCUUUUGAAGAAAUUACUAAUAUCGCCAUCUGUUGGAUGUGAAUCAGCCAUGCGAACGAGAAAUUUCGAAGGUGAAACUCCGUUACACAUUGCCGUGGCUCAUUCAUUUGGUACUGGUAAUGAAGCAGUCAUUCAUCUUCUAGUGAGCAACAAAUGUGAUGUUAAUUUGAUAGAAGGGAAAAGUGGCAAAACCUGUUUAUACAUGGCUCUUGAGAAUCAGAAUUAUAGACUAGCAAAUUACCUGAUCGAUCGUGGUGCUGAUGUAAACAUCGAUGCUUUCUCAGGGACUAGUCCUCUCCACCUUGCAUGUCAAGCAGGUGACUUCGACAUGGUUAAAAAGCUUCUAGCAAAGAAUGCAGCUCUUACAGCCAAAAAUGCUGAAUACGAAAGUCCAAAAGACGUGGCAGCUACCGAUGAGAUACGCCGACUGCUUGACAAGGCAAUGAAGAAGGAAAGGCGGAGAAAAUACAAAGAGAAAGAUGACUUAAAACGAUCUUCACCGAGAACUUAACGUUACCACUUUCCAGUUUUGAGGAAUAGCAUUCCGUUGAUUCAGAGUAACUACGUAGGAGCAAGUGUCGCUUUCAGUUGUUUAGCAGCAGCAUUGCGGGUUAACAUUUAUAAGGUCUUAAUUUAUUCUAAUUUAUGUUUCUACUUGCAAUAUUUAGAUUUUAUCGUAAAAAUUUUUUAAGUACCAAUCCGUUGCCAAAAUUUUGGUGGAUAUAUUUUCGGUGGAAAACUUCGGUGGAAAAAAUUUCGGUCAUAUUUUUGAAAUUUCGGUGUAUAUUUUAGUAAGAACUUGAAAAAUUUUGGUAGAAAGAAAAUAUUUCGGUGGGUAAAGAAAUGAAACACUUUCUGUAGGCAACUGUAGGCAAAAAUGUCAUAAGCUCUUAUUCAGGAGGUUUUUUAUCAUUUUCAUAACCCAUGGAGAAAAAUUAAUUGGAAGCGGAAGCAAUAUUUUCGAUCACUAAUCACAACGAAGGAGUUUUUGAUUGCCAAUCACAACGAACGUUAGAAAGAAAUAAUUGAAGGAAAUUAUGAAGAGCCAGUAGAAGCAUCUUUUCAGCACACAGAGAACCCAAGUUUCUUGAAUGUAGAGAGUAAAGAGAAGCAAGUGAAGAUGAGUCGGGUAUCUUAUAUUUUGAUAACGAAGGAGAACAAGAAACUGAAAAUUGAUAUGUAUUGGAUGUAUAGUAAUACUCAAACAAUAUCUAAGUAAAUUUGUUUUGUUACUGUGGAGAUCCAUUGGUGUGAAAGGAGUUUUUCCUAGCUUUUGACAUAAGGAAAAAUUUUGGUUUCGAAAAAAUUCGGAGGGAUUAAUUUUCGGUUGCCCUGCUUCAUGAAAAAGAAAUCCCACUAAAAUUGUUGGCCCUAAAGAAAGAUAUGCUGAAAGAAACAAAAGAGGAGGUCGUUAUAUGAAAUCUAGCAUUUAAUUCGAUCAAUGGCAAGUUAGGCAGUUAAAGAUUGCAUAUUUCUACAAAAUCUAGAUGCAGGAAAUGAUUAAACAAAUAGAACCUGGUCUUCUAUUUCAUACAAAACAAUAUAUUUUUAACAAAUUUGUUUCAAGACUCACACUCUGCUACAAUUUCAGUAAAAUUAGGUUCAAGCAUAAAUAAAGUUGAUAUGAUAUACCGAUAUAGUACCAUAAAAAUACACAGGUUUUUAUCUCUGUUUUGGUUUAUUUAAAAACAACUCAAUUUCUAAUGGUCCUUGGGCUAUUUUUUGCGAAAUUCACUGUAGGUGAUGACAUUUGUCAAGCGAACGUAACUUUGUAGUAUUUAGAUAUCGGAUGAAAUGUGUUAAGAGUGGUAAAAUAUAAGUUAAUUCAUUUAUUUGUAAAGAUAGGAAAAACCUACGUUUAAUUAUGCAUGAAAAUGCUAUGUUUUAGCACGUUUGGCAAGUAAAUCAAAAUAUCUUUCGCAUACUAAACCCAUCCAAAGAUUGCGCGAAUCGAAUUUUCAAAAUAAAGUACUUAUAUGACAUUAUAAUACUCCUCGUCUCUUCCUGAAAUAAGAACAUGAAAUUCUGGAUACUCAAAAACAGUUUUAUUUUUCAAAAUCUGUGUCAGUGAUUGUGACUGAUCUAGUAAAAAAUAC
Messenger RNA from Rhopilema esculentum, 3396 nucleotides. RefSeq lists its product as uncharacterized. The record is from RefSeq and is a predicted model, not a curated record. Gene Ontology annotation, biological process: cellular response to tumor necrosis factor. Gene Ontology annotation, cellular component: cytosol. Gene Ontology annotation, molecular function: NF-kappaB binding. NCBI's taxonomy places the organism in Eukaryota, Metazoa, Cnidaria, Scyphozoa, Rhizostomeae, Rhizostomatidae.